Molecule: messenger RNA, 1782 nt
Organism: Scomber japonicus (chub mackerel)
Lineage: Eukaryota; Metazoa; Chordata; Actinopteri; Scombriformes; Scombridae
Gene: snap91b
Product: synaptosome associated protein 91b
Exons: 21
Coding region: 1-1782 (593 amino acids)
Biological process (GO): clathrin-dependent endocytosis; synaptic vesicle budding from presynaptic endocytic zone membrane; clathrin coat assembly
Cellular component (GO): clathrin-coated pit; synaptic vesicle; clathrin-coated vesicle
Molecular function (GO): SNARE binding; phosphatidylinositol-4,5-bisphosphate binding; clathrin heavy chain binding
Source: RefSeq, a predicted model, not a curated record
AUGUCGGGGCAAACGCUCACGGAUCGCAUUGCCGCUGCGCAAUACCAGCUAACGGGAUCAGAUAUGGCCCGAGCUGUCUGCAAAGCCACCACUCAUGAAGUGAUGGCGCCCAAGAAGAAGCACCUGGAAUACCUGGUGUCAGCCACCAAUACCACCAACGUGAACAUCCCUCAGAUGGCUGACACGCUGUUUGAGCGGGCUACCAAUGCCAGCUGGGUGGUUGUCUUCAAGGCCCUUGUCACCACUCAUCACAUGUGUGUCCAUGGCAAUGAGAGGUUUAUUCAGUACUUGGCUUCCAGGACCUCCCUGUUCAACCUCAGCAAUUUCAUUGACAAAACCGGCUCUCACGGGUAUGACAUGUCUACAUUCAUCAGACGGUAUGGACGGUACCUGAAUGAGAAAGCUUUUGCCUACCGCCAGAUGGCUUUUGACUUCACCAGAGUCAAGAAGGGUGCUGAGGGUGUGAUGAGGACCAUGACCACUGAGAAGCUGUUGAAAGGCAUGCCUGUUCUGCAGACUGAGAUUGACACACUCCUGGAGUUUGAUGUUCAUCCCAAGGAGCUGAACAAUGGGAUUAUCAAUGCUGCAUUCUUGCUUCUCUUCAAGGACCUGGUCAAACUGUUUGCAUCCUACAAUGACGGAAUCAUCAACCUAUUAGAGAAAUACUUCAAGAUGAAGAAGAGUGAUUGUAAGGAGGCCUUGGAGAUCUACAAGAGGUUCCUGACCAGGGUGACAAAGAUUGGGGAAUUCAUGAAGCUGGCUGAAACAGUUGGAGUUGACAAAAACGACAUUCCUGACAUCAACUAUGCCCCCAGCAGUAUCCUGGAGUCUCUGGAAACACACAUGAACGGUUUGGAGGAUGUAAAGACUGGAAAGAAGGGUGAAGGGUCACCAACAAAGGGGUCUCCAACAAACAACGUGUCUCCAACAUCAACUCCAGCCAAAUCUUCAAAUGCUGUUCCCACACUGCAGCCUCCUCCUGGGGAGAAUGCUGCUGCUGCUGCAGCUGCUCCAGAGCCAGCAGAAGAUUCUUUGUUGGACCUGGAUCCACUCUCCUCCUCAGGUCCCUCAGUAACAUCAGCUGCCCCCACAUCUUGGGGAGACCUUCUUGGAUCAGAAAUGGGCGAUUCCAUGCUAUCCGAACCCACCCUCGCGGCAGAGCCCGCCCCCUCCUCUGCAGCAGCUACACCCACUCCUUCAGCGGCAGAGCCUGGAGUCUCUCUAGCUCCUCCCACUAGCACAGCAGCCGCCACCUCCCCUGGCGCCACCAAUAUGGAUCUGUUGGGAGAUGCCUUUGCAACACCUGUUCCUGCCACUGAGGCCUCUGCAGCAGCAACUGAAGGAGGGGCGGCCGCUGCGUCUGCCCCAACCACUAACACUGGAGCUGAGUCCACAGGAGGAGAGGCCCCAGCUGCUGCUGCUGCUGCCGCCCCAGCUGCUCCUGGCGCAGAGCUCAUGUCAGUAUUUGAUGGACUAGGGGAUGUAAUGAAGCCCACUCUGACCCCUCAGGCAGGUGAUGUUGACACCUCCAUGGCUAACAUGGCGAGUAAUCUUACAAUGGGAACCUCAGCGGCAGCACAGGUAGCUCCCCCCAGUUGGGGUGCUCCCAUGCCCGGGGCACCAGGCGUUGGAGCUCCCAUGAUGCCCAUGGUUAGGCCAGGCUUCCCUGCCACCGGAGCGACCCCUGGAGCACCGAUGUCUCCUGGAAUGGCCCAGAGCCCCAGAAAGCCUCCACCACCCAGGAACGCUCUGGAUGACCUUAACAUUAAGGACUUCAUGUAG